Molecule: messenger RNA, 1719 nt
Organism: Seminavis robusta
Lineage: Eukaryota; Bacillariophyta; Bacillariophyceae; Naviculales; Naviculaceae
Source: the annotation of a GenBank genome assembly
AUGCCUUGGAAAUCCGACAAAUGGGAGCUGCCAGAAGGCAUUCAGAGCACACUUUUGGGUGGCUGUGACAGUGACAAAAGUGUUGCACAUCACUUGGUGUUCCAACUCAACAAACAAUGCGAACAUUUCAGGUCCGGCAAGUCAGGCUUUAGUGCCUGCAAGUGUUGGGAUAAAGAUGCAGUUGUCCCUGAGGAAACUGUCCAAUGGUUUUCCGUGUAUCAACGCACCACCAAGCCUGGCCGUCAUCUCUUGCUGCAGCGAGUGAAAGAUGAUAUGGAUCAGUUCCUGAAGCAAACUGGCCGGGAAAGGAUCAGUGCAAAGGUACAAAUUCCUGGAAUGCCUCAUCACAUUUGUUUGCCCAAACUCUGUGUUCUUCUGGACAAUGAACUGAGCUGCAAGAAGAUCCAAAAUGGGCCAACAAGCAAAAAUUGGGAAAAGGUGCUCGACACAAUUCCAAACGCAGAAGAUCCUGCUACGGUCCCUUGGUGCCGCCCCUUUGAUAAGAUUGCCAAACGGAACCACAAGCCAAACACCGAAUUGAAAGCCCAUGAAAAGGGGCUCCCUGAGGCUGCUUUCAAACCCCUCAUUCUCAGGCUGAAUCACAAGAACGGCUAUAUUACAGUGCGCAAGUCAAUGGAACGGCGUAAACAGAAGCGAGCACAACAACAACCAGCAGAAAUGCAGCAGCAACCACAACAACCAGCAAACAAAAGGGCCAAAUCUUCACCCGAAUUCCCACCCAUACAUGACUACGACAAUGAUCAACACAUCAACAUUGACGUCCUUGAGAAAAUUCAUCAAAAGCUCAAAGGUGAAUCAGUGUCCCAUCAACGCACAACCAUCAAGGCCCUACUAGGCCACGGCGGAGGAGAUAAUAAUAAUGGGAAGAAACCUCACGAAAGCUUCCUGUGGUCUACCAAAAACGACCUUCUCCAAGAUGUCGUGGAAGACACUUACAAGGAGCUUGGAAAACGCGUCAACUUUGUUUACCAUGCCAUUACAAGCAAAAAUUGCCUGUUGAGUGAGGACCAAAAGAAGGAAUGGAAAAAGAUGAUUGAAAAGUGCAAGACGGAACCAGACUUUCUCAAGAAAAACUAUGAGGCCAUUCUCGACCAGAAAAAUAAAGACUACUACAACCAUGUCAUUGCUGGGCAGCAUCCAUUUGAAGGAUGCUUUGGGGCAGCUGCACAUCAUCAGCAGAGGGAGGGGCAAUUCGAUUUGACAUAUUACCCGGCACACAUGGAAGAAAGCGUUGAUGGGAUUGUCAUGUUCUGGUCCAUGCAGGAGACAAUCCCUCCAAACCAACAAACCAAGAGUUACACUCUGGUUGCCAUUCCAGAUGAAGCAAAGGAACCAUUCUUUGACACAACAGAGAGCUACGCCAGCUACGUUCGUUACAAGAAGUCACUGUCCGAAAAAGAGCAGCAACAGGUGCAAGAGGUGGAAUUCGAAUUCAUCAGUACUCUCAACACUUACGAUCAGAAACACCCCAACGAACAUCGUUGCUACCGCAUCAUGGUGUAUGAGCUGGUGGGUGGUACCAGACUUGUCUUUGCUGCUGGCAAGUACCCCCAAACUACGAUCAUCCCAGGCCGGGGGAAAUCAGCAGGAGCUCAAGAAAAUGACAGUGUAAAAGCUGCUCUUAAUACGUUUCCUCGGUCCAUGCUGGUAAUGCAUCAAUUGGAACUCUCAAGCAGCAGCCCCCAAUCCCGCACAUAA